UCAGGGGGCGCCGGCGUCGCGCUGCCCGCACCCAAGAUGGCGGCGGUGACCAUGCGGCUGCCGGUGAUGCGCAAAGCGGUGGGACCGAGCGGGCCGCGGGGCGGCGAGAAGCACCUGGUGGUGCCUGGGGACAUCAUCACCACGGACACGGGAUACAUGAGGGGCCACGGCACCUACGUAGUCGAGGAGAAGCUCGUGGCCUCGGUGGCCGGCGCUGUGGAGAGGGUGAACAAGCUGGUGUGCGUCACGCCGCUGAAGACCAGGUACAACGGCGAGGUCGGCGACAUCGUGGUCGGGAGGAUCACGGAGGUUCAGCAGAAACGAUGGAAAGUGGAAACCAAUUCCAGGCUGGAUUCGGUUCUGUUGUUGUCGUCUAUGAAUUUACCUGGUGGUGAACUGAGAAGGAGAUCAGCAGAAGAUGAGCUUGCAAUGAGGGACUAUCUGCAGGAAGGGGACCUCAUCAGUGCAGAGGUCCAGUCUGUAUUUUCUGAUGGGGCUGUAUCGCUGCACACCAGGAGUCUGAAAUACGGGAAGCUUGGCCAGGGUGUGCUUGUUCAGGUCUCACCCUCCCUUGUGAAACGCCAGAAGACUCACUUCCAUGACUUGCCCUGUGGUGCGUCUGUGAUCCUUGGCAACAAUGGUUUCAUCUGGAUCUACCCAACUCCAGAACAGAAAGAUGAAGAAGCAGGGGGCUUUACAACCAACUUAGAGCCAGUUCCCCUGUCUGACCGGGAGGUGAUCUCACGGCUCCGAAACUGCAUUGUAGCUUUGGUCACUCAGAAGUUGAUGCUCUUUGACACUAGCAUCCUGUAUUGCUAUGAGGCAUCCCUUCCUCAUCAGAUCAAGGACAUUCUCAAACCAGAGGUGAUGGAGGAGAUCGUUCUGGAAACCCGACAGAAGUUGCUGGAUCUAGAGGGAUAGUGCCAGAAGAGGUCAUUUUCAAAUCCCCACCAUGGCAGCUUUUGAGUCUCAGUACUUUUUUUUAAUCAGUGUUCCAGUCACCAACAUUCAUUCCACACUUCAGAAACUACCACAAUCGGUCAUUUAAACUCCUCGAAUAUCUCCUGAGCCCUUUUAGUACAGUAGUACUAAAUAGUACUUAAGUACAAUAGCCUUUUAGUGCAGCAGCCCGGGAAAUAGAUACCUGACCUUUAUGAAGGCACAGAUGCAAUUGGGACAUAUGUCAUGACACUUGUUGCUGUGUAUAGUGCUCCUUAACUUCUAGAAAGUUAGGGAGGAGGGGAUGUAUUGUGUGAUGGGUUUCUUUCACCCCAGAGGCUUUUAAAAUGGUUUUGAUUUUCCUUUACUAUGAUACAGAUCUGCCAGUCUGUCCUUUGACUCUUUUCUUUUCUUUUUUUUUUUUUUUGAGACUGCAUGUCACAGGUGCAAGUCCUUAGACUAUUUCUAACCACAUUUUGUGUGUUUGCUGUUCAUGGCUUCUGUGUCCCGAGGGUUUGAGAUUGGAUGUGGCUGUCCACAUGAGCCAGGUAGCCAUGAGUGAGCAGUGCCUUGUCAGUCUGUGUGUAUCCUGCUGGUCCCUUUUGUAUUCAUGAUGUGUUGAGCUCUUUCUCUGAGAAAGCUCUGGUGUUGUUUUCUAUUAAAUGCUUUACAUUUCAAUAAAUUUCUUCUAAUUGAGAUAGUCAUUCAUUGGUGUGUGCAUUGAUUGGCUUAUCUUCCUCCCAAAUUAGUUUGGUCUAGCUCUAGAGAGCUACAGCUGGCUUAAGUUUUCUUGUACCAGGAGACUUGAACGGCUGAAGUGUCCUCUUCCCUCCUCUUCAAUGGUUGUUCUUCAGCCUUUUCAACCAGUUCACCUUCUUCACCACGUUUUCCACGUGGGAUAAGUAAGUAGAUUGCCUGGCACUGUUCACAGUGGCUUUCUCUCAAGAUUUCUUCUCUGCAAGAUGCCACGGAAGGGUGAGUGAUGCAGCUUUGUCAGAGGGAAAAGGGGAGCCCAGCAGACACUGGCCCAGUGGCUACGUCCUCAGGGCAGUGGCUAGAUGGUUGCAGUCAGUCACUUGCCUUCCCUGCCUAAGAAUGGAUGUGAUGCUUUUGUUUCAGUAUUCUUUCAGAUCUCUGGUGCUGUAUUAGAACUGUUUGUAUAUGUA
Molecule: messenger RNA, 2105 nt
Organism: Numida meleagris (helmeted guineafowl)
Lineage: Eukaryota; Metazoa; Chordata; Aves; Galliformes; Numididae
Gene: EXOSC2
Product: exosome component 2
Exons: 9
Coding region: 37-921 (294 amino acids)
Biological process (GO): TRAMP-dependent tRNA surveillance pathway; CUT catabolic process; poly(A)-dependent snoRNA 3'-end processing
Cellular component (GO): nuclear exosome (RNase complex); cytoplasmic exosome (RNase complex)
Molecular function (GO): RNA binding
Source: RefSeq, a predicted model, not a curated record